Racocetra persica is the source of this 1479-nucleotide messenger RNA. Lineage: Eukaryota; Fungi; Glomeromycota; Glomeromycetes; Diversisporales; Gigasporaceae. The record is from the annotation of a GenBank genome assembly.
AGGUGCUGGAUAUACCUUUGGUGGACAAGUUGUCAAAAAAUUUCUCGAGAUAAAUCAAAUGGAACAUAUUCUACGUGCGCACCAGCUAUGCAUGGAAGGAUUUCAGGCAACUCCGAACUAUUGCUACCGUUGUGGUAAUAUGGCAUCGAUCCUAGAAGUUGGUGUUAAUGGGCAAAGAUUCUUCAACGUAUUUGAUGCUGCUCCUGAAAACGAUAGAGAUGGUCCUUCUCAACAGAUGUCUAUCGAGAGAAAGGCCCAUUACAGAGAUGUAAAUAACACUGAAAUAGUGUUGGAAGUUAAUAAAGGCCGAAUAUGUUGUCACCUCCAGCUAGAAGUUACUCCAACAAUUUUGAGUUUAUUAGUGUCACAUGUCGAUUUACCGAAAAUAACGUAUACAAUUUCAAAAGUAAUUAAUAAAAAUAUUAGAAUGAUAGCAUCAAUUUCUUCCAAAUUCUCAGAAAAUAAUUCAACUGAUGUUUCGGACUCGUCUGUAAUAAUGCAACAAAAUCGGCAAUCCCCAAAACAGUCACGAACACACCCUGACACCUCGUCGGAUUCUGGUUCUCAGCAAGGUGUGAGGAGAUCUCGGAGGACGUCAUUACGUGAAAAACAGACCAAUUACGCAGAGGCGACUAGUUCUUCAUCUUCAGAAUCAGAGGUUAAAUUAGGUGUGAGAAGGCGGCGAUUAAGUUCACAUAAAUCCGGAGAGGAUUCAGUCUCAUCUUCAAAUUCUGACUUGGAAUCUCGGCCAAUAGUUAAGAGAGUUCGUUCUUCUCGCGACUCUCAAUCUCCAAAAAAGUCAAGUAGUUCUUCACUUUCUGAAAUUUCAGAAAAUUAUUUGUCUUCAGCUCCAGACACUGAAAGUGAGACACAAGAACCACCAUCACCUCCCGAAACACCUAGUCUACCACUUCAAAAACGCCAUUCAUCUCAAUCAGAAUCAUCAGAUGAUACGUCUGAAGACACUGAUAGAACAUCGGAACCUCCGUCGCCUCCAGGAACACCAGUACCUUACGAUCCAUGUAAAAUCUGUGGUGGAUUUGAUGAUCCAUUAGAUUCACAAUAUCCACUUCUAAUUGCUAUGGAAUAUCCAACCGUAAACCAAUGGGAAGAAGCUGGCGCUGUGACCCAUGUCUUAAUGGAAGAGUUCGCAGAGCAAUUAAAUCGUCCAGAGGGUGUAAAUAACGCGAUGAAAAGAACUAACGGGAAUAACUGGGUUCACGUUUUAUGUGCUACAUUUAUUCCUGAAACUUCAUUCUAUGACGCAGAAAAUGUCUUCUUAGUCAUGGACAUUGAAGACAUUCGUGAUGAGAGUUGGAAUGCAAUUUGCUCUAUAUGUCAGAUGCGUGGAGGUGCUUGUAUACGAUGCUCUAAUUAUGCGUGUAAGAAAUUUUUACAUACCACAUGUGCACAAGAGGCAGGUUGCAAUAUAGGGUUUGAAUUAAAAUCCCCAAAACUAGACUUUUCACAGCAAGGAUU